AUGUCAAGAUCGUCUUCGCCCAGACCUGGGGGCUGGUCCAGUCCCGGCUUGAACACUUCGUACGAUUCAGGUGGACCGAACGGGUCCUCACACAAUGUCACUUGGGCUUCGGCCCAGGCGAGGAGCGCUGAGGUACAAGGAUACCCGGGCUUUACCCCUAGAAACCAAGGCUUCUUCUCGAAACACUUUCGCAGAAUAUCCACAAGCUUGCCUGUCAGCUACGGCGAGAAGGAAAACCUAGGCCGUGGGCGGCACCAGGGCAACAAAUUCAUGCAGAUGAUGAACCGCAUCGGUUGGAAUCUCUGGCGCUUGAGGAGGUCACUGGGAGUAGUGUUGCUCGUCAUACUCGGCAUCAUCACGUUCUACGUGACACCUUUGCAUCGAAUGUACAGACGGUCGGCGCUUUUCGGCGGCGGAAACAAAUACGUUAUCAUUCUUGCAGCGAACCAAGGCGGCGGUGUCAUGGAAUGGAAGGGUCCCCGCGAGUGGGCCAUUGAGCGUGACAGCGUAAAGAACAAGAAGAAGUACACGAAGAAGUGGGGUUACGACCUCGAGAUUGUGGAUAUGAGCACCAAGAAGCGCUACGCACACGAGUGGAGAGAAAGCUGGGAAAAGGUGGACACUAUUCGCAACGCCAUGCGCAAAUACCCCCAGGCUGAAUGGUUUUGGUGGCUUGACACCAACACUUUCAUCAUGGAACCGUCCUACUCCCUGCAAAAGCACAUCUUCAGAAACCUGCAAGAUAUCACGUACCGCGACAUCAACGUUUAUAAUCCACUCAAUAUCUCACACCCUUUGACUGAAGACUACCUGGACGCCGAGACUCGAUCGCCUGUUGGCGAUGGGAGAGUAGAGUCCAUCAACAUGCUGGUACCACAGGACUGUGGUGGCUUCAACUUGGGCUCCUUCAUGUUGCGAAGGAGUGUUUGGACAGAUCGGCUACUGGACAUUUGGUGGGAUCCGGUUGGUUAUGAGCAGAAACACAUGGAAUGGGAGCACAAAGAGCAGGAUGCAUUCGAGUACAUGUAUAAGAACCAGCCCUGGAUCCGGCCACACGUUGCCUUCCUCCAGCAACGCAAGAUCAACAGCUUCCCACCUGGGGCAUGCGGUGAUGCUGGCGACGAUGUUAACAUUCACUACCAAGAAAAGGAACGCGAUUUCCUGGUCAACAUGGCUGGUUGUGAGUGGGGCCGCGAUUGCUGGGCUGAGAUGUACAACUACCGCCAGCUCAGCAACCGCUUGAACCGAAAUCCCUGGGAAAAGCUCAAGGAUGGGAUUAGCGAUUUCUUCAAGAAGCCGGCAAAGAAGGACGAAAAGAAAAAGGACGAAAAGAAAAAGGACGAAAAGAAAAAGGAAGAAAAGAAGAACUAG
Molecule: messenger RNA, 1371 nt
Organism: Ascochyta rabiei
Lineage: Eukaryota; Fungi; Ascomycota; Dothideomycetes; Pleosporales; Didymellaceae
Product: alpha-1,6-mannosyltransferase
Exons: 3
Coding region: 1-1371 (456 amino acids)
Biological process (GO): protein N-linked glycosylation
Cellular component (GO): Golgi membrane
Molecular function (GO): glycosyltransferase activity
Source: RefSeq, a predicted model, not a curated record